Loxodonta africana (African savanna elephant) is the source of this 1014-nucleotide messenger RNA. It is a transcript of the gene NEUROD6, whose product is annotated as neuronal differentiation 6. NCBI's taxonomy places the organism in Eukaryota, Metazoa, Chordata, Mammalia, Proboscidea, Elephantidae. Gene Ontology annotation, molecular function: E-box binding; DNA-binding transcription factor activity, RNA polymerase II-specific; protein dimerization activity. Gene Ontology annotation, cellular component: nucleus. The record is from RefSeq and is a predicted model, not a curated record. Gene Ontology annotation, biological process: nervous system development; positive regulation of transcription by RNA polymerase II; sensory organ development. The transcript has a single exon. The coding region runs from base 1 to 1014 and encodes 337 amino acids.
AUGUUAACACUACCGUUUGAUGAGUCUGUUGUAAUGCCAGAAUCCCAGAUGUGCAGAAAGUUUUCUAGAGAAUGCGAGGACCAGAAGCAAAUUAAGAAACCAGAAAGCUUUUCCAAACAGAUCGUCCUUCGAGGAAAGAGCAUCAAAAGGGCCCCUGGAGAAGAAACCGAGAAAGAAGAGGAAGAGGAAGACAGGGAUGAAGAAGAUGAAAAUGGGUUACCCAGAAGGAGGGGUCUUAGGAAAAAAAAGACGACUAAGCUCCGGCUGGAAAGGGUCAAGUUCAGGAGACAAGAAGCGAAUGCCAGAGAAAGGAACAGAAUGCACGGCCUCAAUGACGCUCUGGAUAAUUUACGAAAAGUGGUCCCCUGUUAUUCCAAAACCCAAAAACUGUCCAAAAUAGAAACUUUACGCCUGGCCAAAAACUACAUCUGGGCACUUUCUGAAAUUCUAAGAAUCGGCAAGAGACCCGAUCUGCUCACUUUUGUCCAAAACUUAUGCAAAGGUCUUUCCCAGCCAACUACAAACUUGGUGGCAGGCUGCUUGCAGCUCAACGCCAGGAGCUUCCUGAUGGGUCAGGGUGGGGAGGCGGCGCACCACACAAGGUCACCCUACUCUACUUUCUACCCACCCUACCACAGCCCUGAGCUCACCACUCCCCCGGGGCAUGGAACUCUUGAUAAUUCCAAGUCCAUGAAGCCCUACAAUUAUUGCAGUGCGUAUGAAUCCUUCUAUGAAAGCACUUCUCCCGAGUGUGCCAGCCCUCAGUUUGAAGGUCCCUUAAGUCCUCCCCCAAUUAACUAUAAUGGGAUAUUUUCCCUGAAGCAAGAAGAAACCUUGGACUAUGGCAAAAAUUACAAUUACGGCAUGCAUUACUGUGCAGUGCCACCCAGGGGUCCCCUUGGGCAGGGUGCCAUGUUCAGGUUGCCCACCGACAGCCACUUCCCUUACGACUUACAUCUGCGCAGCCAAUCUCUCACCAUGCAAGAUGAAUUAAAUGCAGUUUUUCAUAAUUAA